This is a messenger RNA of Lathyrus oleraceus (garden pea), 852 nucleotides long. RefSeq lists its product as uncharacterized. NCBI's taxonomy places the organism in Eukaryota, Viridiplantae, Streptophyta, Magnoliopsida, Fabales, Fabaceae. The coding region runs from base 1 to 852 and encodes 283 amino acids. The record is from RefSeq and is a predicted model, not a curated record. Gene Ontology annotation, molecular function: RNA-DNA hybrid ribonuclease activity; nucleic acid binding. The transcript has a single exon.
AUGGUUGUCAAAGAAUAUGAGAUCCUUGGACCUGACGAAGGACCCGAAUCAGGGGAUCGAUGGACUCUCAUGUUUGAUGGUGCUUCAAAUGCUACAAGACAUGAAGUUGGGGCAGUAUUAAUGUCUCCCAAGAAUUUUCACCUACCAUUCACAACAAAGCUUUGCUUCACUUGUACAAACAACAUGGUUGAGUAUGAAGCUUGCAUACUGGGACUAGAGGAGGAAAUUGAGUUAACGAUUAAAGUCCUUGAAGUAUAUUUAGUGAUACAUAAAAUUAGGGGUGAUUGGGAAACGAGACAUGCUAAUCUAAUUCAAUAUCGGAAUCAUGUGAUGAAGUUGCUCCCGAAAUUUGACCAAAUCACUUUUUCCCAUAUUCCUCGAGAAGAGAAUCAUAUGGAAGACGCUUUGGCAACUCUGGAAUCCAUGUACAAGUUGAUAUGGCCUAACCAUCAUCCUAAUAUUGAAAUCAGAAGUUUUGACGAACCUGCUCAUUGCUUAACAAUAGCAGAAGAAUCAGAUGGAAAACCCUGGUUCUUUGAUAUCAAACACUAUCUUGAGAAACAAGAAUAUCUGGCAGAUGCUUCUAGCCUUGACAAAGGGACUAUACGGAGAUUGACAUCAAAGUUCUUCCUAAAUAGAGAUGUGAUAUAUAAGCGGAAUUAUGACAUGAUCAUUCUCAGACAUGUGGACAAAUAUGAAGCUAAUCAACUCAUGAAGGAUAUACAUGAAGGAUCCUUCGACACUCAUGCAGGUGGACAUGCGAUGGAAAAAAAAAUUCUGAGGGCAGGUUACUACUGGCUAACAAUGGAAGUUGACUAUUAUCAUUAUGCCAAAACAUGCUACAAGUGCUAG